CACUCGAAAUUCCAUUGGUUGGUGUAACGGUCGUCAAUGGAAUGGACAACAUGUUACAAUUCAUGAAAUUAGUCGGACAGCUGAAACGCGUACCACGAACAGGAUGGGUGUACAGAAAUAUCAAACAGCCUGAGAGUGUCUCUGAUCAUAUGUACAGAAUGUCAAUGAUGGCAUUAACAAUACAGGACACUAGUGUCAAUAAAGAAAGAUGCAUGAAGCUGGCUUUAGUUCAUGACUUGGCUGAGUGUAUUGUGGGAGAUAUUGCUCCUGCAGACAAUGUUAGCAAAACAGAGAAGCACAGAAGGGAAAAUGAGGCAAUGGUGCACAUCACAGGCCUGUUAGAUGAUGGCUUGCGGGAAGAGAUUUACAACUUAUGGGAGGAGUAUGAGGCUCAGUCCAGUCCAGAAGCCAAACUGGUGAAAGAGUUUGACCAGCUGGAGAUGAUAAUACAAGCUCAUGAAUAUGAAGAGUUGGAGGGGAAACCUGGAAGACUCCAGGAGUUCUUCACCUCCACUGAAGGCAGGUUUCAUCACCCAGAGGUAUUGAGUCUGGUGAAGAGUCUGAAUGAGGAAAGAGCUCGCCACAUCGCUGCCAAAGGAGAUAAUGCUACUGCGAAGACCACUGACACAAGCUCUCACACCCGAGCAACACCAUGAUCUCCAUUCCUGUCAGGCAAUGAAGCUACCUCCACACAUCUGUGCACAAGAGUGUUUAUUUAGUCGAGAUAUUCUGUUUUAUUAUCUUUUUAAUUGUACAGAAGCAUGGUUUGUGGUUGUAUGAUGUUCCUGUUUGUUUAAAGGACAUAGUUUGUUUCCACGGUUGUAAUUUUAUUAAUAGAAAUCAACCUUUUUAUUAAAAUCAAAUGGAAAUAUGUGAAACUGUGUUUUUUAACCUCACAGAAGUUCUUUUCUUUUGAUCAGUAUUUUAAUGCCUUCCUGUAUUACAUUCUUUAUUAAAAAGCAUAUUUUAUGACCACUGAACCUGAUUUUACUAUGUUAAACGCAAUGGAAAGGGAAAUGUAAACAAUCCAUCUUGCAAUAAUUUGAACAACUUUCAAAAUAUGUUUGUAAUUUCAUUACAUUUGUAAAUACAUUAUCAGUUCUACAGUGGAAAGUAAAGGCAAAAAAAAAAGUGAAUCGAAGGUCUUUGCAGAGACUUUGCCACACUUUAGUGUCUUAAUGAUGAGGGAACAGUAAAAUUAAUCCUCAUGUUAUGGUUUAUGAUUUCAGUUCAUAUUUAUUUCAUGACUGAUGAGCCGUGACUUGGUGACUUUGCCAAAAAACGUUUAAUGAUUAACGUUAUCAAUGAACGCAGCUCAACACAACACUUUGAAGAAAGAUUUUGGUUAUGAAAUCCUCUUCCUUAAAACAACAAUUGACUUAAAUGUCAAUGUUAAAUAUGUAAAGCUGCAGCACAUUUUACACAAAUGUAUGAAUAAAAGAAAAAAAAACACACAUCAUAAUGCUAUACAUUUUUGGUCAGUGACAAAUAUUGUUGCCAUUUCAUAGUUCACACCAGGCAUUUUAGAUAAAUUAAUAGACUGCAGUAAAACACACAUUCUUAAUUUGCUGUUUGCAUCUGUUAACAGCAAACAUGUGCUCUAGCUGUGCAGGAAAAGGAGCAUUAACAGA
Pimephales promelas (fathead minnow) is the source of this 1631-nucleotide messenger RNA. RefSeq names its product HD domain containing 2 (gene hddc2). Gene Ontology annotation, cellular component: cytoplasm. Gene Ontology annotation, molecular function: 5'-deoxynucleotidase activity. Lineage: Eukaryota; Metazoa; Chordata; Actinopteri; Cypriniformes; Leuciscidae. The record is from RefSeq and is a predicted model, not a curated record.